Molecule: messenger RNA, 363 nt
Organism: Suillus discolor
Lineage: Eukaryota; Fungi; Basidiomycota; Agaricomycetes; Boletales; Suillaceae
Exons: 2
Coding region: 1-363 (120 amino acids)
Source: RefSeq, a predicted model, not a curated record
AUGGCCAUUCUUUGCCGUCAUUCAUUUGAGCCACCGCUGGCUGCCAGCUUCCCUGGGUAUUACGUACAGCAAGUCUUAGAGAUAAAAGCUACUUCCGGUCUAUUUGCGAAACCUGGGAUACCCUUCCUUCCUUUCAUGACCAUCCAGGACGCCACCUCCAACAUCCCGAGCAAAUGUGGCUCAUCGGCCUUAUCAAUGGCUCCUCGAAAAAAGGCCUCCUCAUCUGAUCCACUUGUCUUCCACGGACGCCACUUUGGUCAAACGGUAUUUGCGUUAUGCAACUACCCUUCCCUACUCACCAACGGCAUCUUGAGACUUGAGCAAAUGGAGGAUACCCCAUUGGAGGACUUUCCUGCUGAGUAA